AUGUCAUCCCAAACCCCACAGACAAAUCUGCCCAUAGAACGGUUUCGCCUUGAUGGAAUGAUGCUAUCAUGUGGAUUCUAUGGUGUGUUUUUGUUCGAAGACGACAAUGCGGAAGCUGACUUGCGUACCGCAAUAGGCAUGUUCUUUCUUCUUACAGUGCAAGCAUGGACUGCUCUCAUGCAGCAGCCUCGACUUGGAGGAAAAAUAGCAGAUAAUCGUCUCGCGCUUCUUUUCUACGUCUUCAUCACGUUCGCAUUGGGGACGAUAAGCACUGCUGUGAACGCAAAGUAUACAGAGAUGAUUUGGAUUGAUCUUCGUGAUGCACCUGGUGGUCCACUCGCGCUGAUCGAGGACUACAUGAGUUAUCGUAUCAACUUUAUAGGGCUUGCCACUGGUCACAUUCAGGAGUGGUUUAUGCAAGCUCUGCUCCUUCACCGAUGCUUUGUGAUAUGGAAUUGGUCAAGAUGGGUGAUGGUCCCGAUGAUCACACUCUAUGUUGCCAUGAUCGGUUUGUCUAUCACUGUCCUGAUCCAGGCGGUGACCAGUGGUUCAUAUUACAACAACCCCGCCGAGCUUGCCUACCUCUGCGCCGAAGUCGGGCAUACUGUGAUGUAUACCAUUCUCGUGACGAAUCGCUUGUUCGUCAUGCGAGGGCGCAUGCAGCAGAUUAUGGCACAAUAUGAUUCCAGCACAUAUGGUGCCAUCGCUCUCAUGGUCAUCGAGUCUGCAGCGUUAUACUCGGUCUCCGCUAUUGUUUUUAUAGUUGCCUUUGGUAUGCAAUCUUACGGUGUUACCACUCUAUGCUUCCUAUCUAUUGGUAAAAUCCAGGGCAUUGCCCAAUUGUUCAUCAUUAUUCGUGUUGCACGGGGGCGGGCAGUUACACGCGAGUGGUCGGCUCAAGGCACUGCAAUAACUACGUCUAUAGCAUUUACAGGGGCUGUAUCGGACAUUACAGAGGGAGCCGACAAUGAACAAAUGGGCAAGCCAGAGCGAGACGUCCAGUUGUGUGCUGAUUCCGAGAAGGCAGCGGAAAUUUCAGUGUCUGUAGCGUGA
Molecule: messenger RNA, 1053 nt
Organism: Suillus subalutaceus
Lineage: Eukaryota; Fungi; Basidiomycota; Agaricomycetes; Boletales; Suillaceae
Exons: 5
Coding region: 1-1053 (350 amino acids)
Source: RefSeq, a predicted model, not a curated record